AUGAUCAAUUUGGACGAAAUUGGGGCCAAACUGACGGCCGGCCGUCAAUCUGGCCAGGAGCUAUCGACUUUUGCACGUGUAGCCAUUGUAGGUGCCGUUGCAACCGGGGCAAGCCAAUCGGCCGUUGCUCGCGCGUUCCGCGUCGACAGAAAGGCAGUCCAACGAACACUUCAACGCUUCGAAUCUUCAACCACAUUUGAGGCUAAGCCUAGAACUGGCCGGCCAGAGGUUCUUACACGUCGGGAGAAACGGUACAUUAUUCAGUUGGCAAAGCGGAACCCUCGCCUAUCAACACAAAUGCUCACCAAUACAGUUGAUACUCGGAUCUCUCGAUCAACGAUCCGCCGGGUUCUCCGCCAUCAUCGUAUGCGGAAAUGGCGUGCACAGAAGAGAAUCCCGUUGACUAAGGACGUGGCAGUGGCUAGAUAUAAAUUUGCUUGCUUUUGGUUGGAGAAUAUCGAAGUGUUGAUCCGAAUGAAGCUCAAUUUGGCCGAUUUUGCUGCUGAAUUGACUGCCGGACGCGGGAGAUUACAGGAGCUUUCUCCAGGCGCACGUGCAGCCAUUUGCACACUUGUUGCGGCCGGGCAGAGCGAACGCGCCGUUUCUCGCCUCUUUCGCGUAUCCCGCGAUACCGUCGCCCGCUGUGUUGAGCACUGGAAAACUCACCGAACGUUUGAUUCGCGACCCCGGAAGGGCCGGCCGCCGGUUCUAACUCGAAGGGAGAAACGCUGGGUGUUCCGAUUUCCGUCCGAGAAGUUCGAUAAGCGUUUCGUCAACCUCCAGAACCAUGUGAAAGCGAACAUCUCGAUCAUGCUUUGGGGAAUGGUCUGGAAAGGGGGGAGAAGUGACCUCAUCGUGAUGGAGCGCGACGAAGAUGCCCCGAGGCGAGGAUACACUGCGAGAUCUUACCAGAAGGCGCUCCAAGAAGGUCUCCUACCUCAUUACAACGAUACCCGGCAUUUCCAGCAAGAUAACGCAAAGAUUCACGUCUGCAAGGCAACGGAGGAGUGGCUCCAGACGCGGGGGAUUUCGUGGAUCGAAUGGCCUGCACACAGUCCGGAUCUGAAUCCGAUUGAGCACGUUUGGGCAGCUCUGAAGAAAAACCUACGAACGUUAUUCCCAGAGCUAUGGUGCCUGAAGCAGAACUGCGUAGAUAUAGCAAAGUUCAAAGAGUGCUUGCAUACGGCGUGGGAGGCUAUCCCACAGUCGUUCAUCGACAAGCUGAUCGAGGGAAUGCCACGCCGGCUAGCCGCUGUUAAAAAAGCGAGGGGGUGGUAUACAAAAUAUUAA
Chaetomium globosum CBS 148.51 is the source of this 1290-nucleotide messenger RNA. RefSeq lists its product as uncharacterized. Gene Ontology annotation, biological process: DNA transposition; DNA integration. The transcript is spliced from 3 exons. Lineage: Eukaryota; Fungi; Ascomycota; Sordariomycetes; Sordariales; Chaetomiaceae. Gene Ontology annotation, molecular function: DNA binding. The record is from RefSeq and is a predicted model, not a curated record. Bases 1 to 1290 code for a protein of 429 amino acids.